AUGAGCAACGUCGACAUCCCAGACUUCCUUGCCGAGCAGCGUGAUGAAGCUCCCGAGGAGCUUCAACCCCUCAUUCUCGACUUCGAGAAUUAUUGGGAGCGUAAACUCUGGCACCAGCUUACUGAUGCCCUUGUCGAAUUCUUCAGUCAUGCGGACAGCGCUCCCCAACGACUAGCAUUCUACAGAGUCUUUAUUCUGAAGUUCGCCGACAAGAUCAACCAACUGAAGCUGGUGGACCUUGCCCUGAAAGCGGCAACAGAGUGCGAAGAAGAUGAGGAACGCCUGGCAUUCUUGCAAUCGGUUGCUAAGAAGGUUGACAACGAAAACUCUCAGGAUGCUUACGUCUUUGCUUUGGUCGCCGUUGCGCAAGCAAAAUUAGACCUGGAUGAGCUAGAUGGUGCGCGAAAGGACUUGGACACAGCUGAGAGGAUACUGGACUCCUUUGACUCUGUCGAAAACGUAGUCCAUGCUGCUUUCUACGACGCCAACGCCAUCUAUUAUCAGCGCAAGAUGGACUUCUCCAACUACUACCGCACUGCCCUUCUCUACCUUGCCUGCAUCGACCUCAACGCAUUAUCCCCCGAAGAGCGACACAAGCGGGCAUACCACCUCAGUAUUGCUGCCCUCGUCUCGACCAGCAUCUACAACUUUGGAGAGCUUUUGUUGCACCCUAUUCUUGACGUCCUUAGAAAGAGCGAGCAUGCUUGGAUGCGAGAUCUGCUCUUUGCUUUUAACCGCGGAGAUCUCGCAGCUUAUGAUCAACUGUCGGAUCGCGUGGAUUCCAACAAGCUUCUCAAGAGCAACGCCAUGCAUCUCCGUCAGAAGAUUUACCUUUCUGCUCUCACUGAGACCGUCUUCCGCCGACCCCCGCAUGAUCGUACCCUAACCUUCACCGCCAUUGCACAAGAAACCAAGGUCCGACCAGAGGAAAUUGAGCAUCUCAUCAUGAAGGCUCUAAGCCUGGGUCUGCUUCGAGGCACUAUCGAUCAGGUGGACGGUGUGGCUCAAAUCACUUGGGUUCAGCCCAAGGUGCUCGACAUGAAGCAGAUCGCCGCAAUGCGUGAGCGACUUCUUGAUUGGGACUCUAGCGUCAAUCAGCUCGGCAAUUGGAUCGAGUCGGCUGGCAAAGAUGUGUGGGCUGCUUAA
Fusarium sp. VM40 is the source of this 1146-nucleotide messenger RNA. The record is from the annotation of a GenBank genome assembly. NCBI's taxonomy places the organism in Eukaryota, Fungi, Ascomycota, Sordariomycetes, Hypocreales, Nectriaceae.